Molecule: messenger RNA, 1124 nt
Organism: Argiope bruennichi
Lineage: Eukaryota; Metazoa; Arthropoda; Arachnida; Araneae; Araneidae
Exons: 2
Coding region: 201-794 (197 amino acids)
Source: RefSeq, a predicted model, not a curated record
AGUUCUAAUCAAUUCAUUUCGUUCGGAACAUCCAACUUCCGCCGGAAUUAGUUUUCCUAAUCAAGAAAUUACGCGGACAUUUACCAAUUUUCUGUCUGAAAGCUUCAAAUGAUCUCAUAUAGUGUUUUUUUUAUGAAAUAUACAACAACUCACUGAAUUUCUCCCAAGGUUUCAACUUUUUGGAAAAAGAAAAUUAAGAAAUGCAUUCUGCUAUGUGGUGGCUGGUCUUUCUGAUGGGCUGUCAACAGUUUUGCAUCAUCUCGACUGACAAUGCUAUCGGGGACCAUUUACACGGUUCUCAGUUAAGACCUCAUCCUCUAUCCAGAAGAAUGGUUUCAGACUUUGAAGUAAUCGAACCACUUAUUGUUCCAUCAAAGGCCUAUCUAACAGGAUCGUGGAUCUCAAGGAAUGUCAAUCCAUCCAAUCUUCAGCAACAGACGCAUGAAAUCUCUCAGCCACUGUCCUUGAUCAGAGUUGGAAACAUGCCUUUUAGAGCUCCGUCACGUGCUCGUCAACCAUCAAAACCACGCCAAGAUGGUCCAAGUGACAAUCAACAGGCGCCGAUUAAUGCUUCUGGCGGAUUGCAACGAACGACAACACGGGGUGACUCAGAAAGCGAGAUUCAGGAAAUCAUAAAAGAAAGAAAAAAACUAGUUCAAAAACGUCCUCACGGUGCCCCAUACAGAUUUUGUGAUCAGUUUGGCUGUCAUGAUUGCAUUCCACCAGAUGGCGCGAAAUGCUGUUCAGGGUUUAAAUAUGACCCUAAAGCUAAUCGGUGCAGACAACUUGUAUGAUUUCCUUGUAAAAAAACAAAAUAAAAAAAAUAUUUCGAGAAAUUCUAAAUGCAACUUUGGUAAUUAAAAAAAAUACUUUGGUUGAUUUGAAAAACUACCUUAAGCAUAACUAAGCCCUUUUAUUUUACUGAAUGAUUUUGCCUUUGUUCCUGGUGUGAUUAUAGAGUGUUUCGACGACUUAAAUAUUGAUAUUUCUACAGAUAAUUAAAUGUAGUUAGAUUCAACACGCUAUUUGUUCUUGUGUCAAGCAAAAUUGAAAUUAAUUCAUUUUUUUUUUUUUGUCUAUCAAUAAUAAAUGAAAAACAAAGGAACAAAUUAUGUAAGUUUUUU